AUGGAAAAUUCCUCCACUCAAGAUUGCGUCCCAGGGGGCGGUAAGGCUCGACCAUCAACAGGAAGAAGGACCUUGAAAAAGGACGCCGGUGUCGGGAGUCAUUACGGACGCAGCGUCGAUUGCGUCAUGGUAAUGCUCCCACGGGACUAUUACGGGGGAUCAUCUCCUCUUCCCAAUUACGCCUGCUUUGUCAACGCGCCCCCGGGACCCUCCUCCUUUUCCUCCUGCAUUUCCAUCCUUCCCCUCGUCCUCCUCCUCCUCCUCCUUCUUCUUCUUCUUCCAUCUCCUUCUCUUUCUUCUCCGUCUUCUGCUUCUCCUCCCCAUUUUAUUCCUCUUUCUCCUCCUCCUCCUCCGCCUCAUCAUCAUCGUCAUUUUACUCCUCCUCCUUUUUCUUCUUCUUCUUCUUCUCCCCCGUCCUCCCCAUUUUACUCCUCCCCUCCUCCUCCUCCUCCUCCUCCUCCCCCUCCUCCUCCUCCUCCUCCUCCUCCUCCUCCUCCUCCCGCUCUCAAACUCUCCUCGCCCGAAAUUGAUUUUACGAAAUCGCCGUUGUCUUUUGUUGGUGCCGGUAACGUGUCCUUAACGAGAAUUGAUUCCUUUGAGUCUGGCCGCGUCUUCCGUCAGCAUAAAUGCUCCCAGUUGAGUACUCGUCAAAGGGCAGAUAUUGUCGAAUACAAGUGA
Molecule: messenger RNA, 678 nt
Organism: Macrobrachium nipponense
Lineage: Eukaryota; Metazoa; Arthropoda; Malacostraca; Decapoda; Palaemonidae
Exons: 2
Coding region: 1-678 (225 amino acids)
Source: RefSeq, a predicted model, not a curated record